AUGCAUUCGCUGGACCCCCUUACUCCGGCUGAGAUCAGGCUGGCCUCGUCCCUGAUCAAGAAAGCGAACCCGGAUAACACUGUUCAUUUCAAGAACAUUGAUCUGAUCGAGCCACCCAAAAAGUCCCUUCGAAAAUACUUAGUUGCGGAGAGAAAUGGCUCUGUUCCGCUCCCUGCCUUGCCUCGACAUGCCUCGGCUCUGUACUAUCACCGUGGAACGCCAAACCUAUUCGUUGCAACCGUGGACCUUGACGCCUCUCGAGUCGCCAAAAUCAAGAAGCUUGAAUCUCGCUAUUAUGGGCAAGCCGACAUGGACGAGGUCGUCGAGGUGAGAGAUGCCUGUCUUAGGCAUCCCAAGGUAAUUGAUCGGAUCAAAUCCUAUGGACUACCCGACAAUAUGACGGUGGUUUGCGAUACUUGGCCCUAUGGGCGAGAUUCUGACCAGUUGAAUCGAAGAAUUGCUCAGUGCUAUCUUUACGCAAAGGAUCGGUCUCACCCUGGCUAUAACUCUUACGACAACCCCCUGCCCUUUUCGCCAGUUAUUGACUACCUCACUAAGGAACUCAUCGAUAUAAUUGAACUCCCCCUGGAGUCGGACCAUUCCACCACUCCAGAAGUGAAGCACAUCCCUCACGUCAACAAAGAAUGGCACCAUGACCUGAACUCUCUGCCCAAGCGGGCUGACUUGAAGCCCCUCACAGUCCACCAACCAUUGGGUGCGUCAUUCACAGUGGAUGAACACCUUGUGCAGUGGCAGAAGUGGCGAUUCAGAGUUGGAUUCAACUGGCGGGAAGGCAUGGUCAUUCACGAUGUCACCUAUGACGGACGGGAGCUCUUCCACAGACUCAGUCUGAGCGAGAUGUUUGUCCCUUACGGAGACCCUAGAACACCUUACUCACGAAAGAGUGUUUUCGACGUCGGAGAUAUUGGAGCUGGAGUUGCAGCGAACAAUUUGGCUCUCGGAUGCGAUUGUUUAGGAUUGAUCAAGUACUUUUCCUUUACCCUUAGCGACUCUAAUGGAAACCCAGUCCCCAAGCCGAACGCAAUCUGCAUGCACGAGAUUGAUGAUGGAAUCGGCUGGAAGCAUACCGACGGCGCCACAAAGGAAGUAUCAAUUGUGAGAUCGCGAGUCCUCGUUCUCCAGACUAUCAUUACUGUCGGCAACUACGAGUACAUUUUCAAGUGGCAUUUCGACCAAGCAGCCGGCCUUCACUACAUCAUCCAGGCAACCGGAAUUCUCUCAACCGUUCCCAUCGCGCCCGGCGUCAAAGUUCCCUGGGGAACAAAUGUCAACCACGGCGUUAUGGCCCCUUAUCAUCAGCACGUUUUCUCUCUGCGUAUCGACCCUACGUUAGACGGAGACAAGAACAGUCUCAUCGAGGAAGACUCUGUAGCCAUGCCCUUCGAUGACGAGAACCCAUGUGGCGUGGGUUAUAUCACCAAGACCAACGUCGUGUCCACAUCGGGAACUUCGCAGGCCGUCAACAACCGCGUACACAAGAUCGUUAACCCUUCGGUCAUCAACAGGAUCUCUGGCAAGCCGGUUGCAUAUGCCAUCCACAGCCCCCAGAAGCAGAUGCUCCUCGCCCACCCUGACUCAUGGCAUGGCAAGCGGGCUAAGUUCGCUCUUCACCCUUACUGGGUCACGGCCUACCGCGAUGGAGAACUCUAUGCCGCAGGUGAUUACACCUACCAGUCGCUCCCAGACGACGUAGCUAUGGAAGAUGACACUGUAAACAAGGGAGAUGUCGCUACUUGGGCAAAGCGGGGUGACAAGGUGGACAACGAGGAUAUUGUGCUGUGGCACUCGGUCAGCUUGACGCAUAACCCUCGACCUGAAGACUAUCCCGUCAUGCCUUGCGAGACCAUGAUGGUUAGCUUGAAGCCUAGCGGUUUCUUUGAACAGAACCCUGCUUUGGACGUCCCGCAGAGUACUCAGAGGAUGAAUAAGAGCGUCCUGUUUGAGGAGGCACCGGCAUCUGGGAGUAAGAGCGGGGCCUGCUGUGGCAGCUCCAAGCUAUAA
Messenger RNA from Clonostachys byssicola, 2022 nucleotides. Lineage: Eukaryota; Fungi; Ascomycota; Sordariomycetes; Hypocreales; Bionectriaceae. The record is from the annotation of a GenBank genome assembly.